This is a messenger RNA of Electrophorus electricus (electric eel), 1636 nucleotides long. RefSeq names its product DEAD (Asp-Glu-Ala-Asp) box polypeptide 39Aa (gene ddx39aa). The record is from RefSeq and is a predicted model, not a curated record. Lineage: Eukaryota; Metazoa; Chordata; Actinopteri; Gymnotiformes; Gymnotidae. Gene Ontology annotation, molecular function: RNA helicase activity; ATP binding; nucleic acid binding.
CCGGGACAUAGUGCCUGGUUUGAGGCCUACUCACGCGAAACGUAGGCGAGAAAGCGCGAGAACAACAUCGAACGCCCCCUCUCAAAGCAAGCAUGGCCGAAAAUGAUGUUGACAACGAGCUCCUUGACUACGAGGAGGACGAGGAGCCGCAAGGAGACCCAGAGAGUGCCGUCUUGGCAGUGAAGAAGGAGGUGAAGGGGUCCUAUGUUUCCAUCCACAGCUCUGGCUUCAGAGACUUCUUGCUUAAACCUGAACUACUCCGCGCUAUUGUUGACUGUGGCUUCGAACACCCUUCUGAAGUCCAACACGAAUGCAUUCCACAAGCCAUUCUGGGCAUGGACAUCCUUUGCCAGGCCAAGUCUGGUAUGGGCAAGACAGCAGUGUUUGUGCUUGCUACACUACAGCAGAUCGAGCCUGUGGAUGGACAGGUCUCUGUGCUUGUGAUGUGCCACACGCGAGAACUGGCCUUCCAAAUCAGCAAGGAGUAUGAGCGCUUCUCCAAGUACAUGUCCAACGUGAAGUGCUCGGUGUUCUUCGGUGGCCUGUCCAUCAAGAAGGAUGAGGAGGUUCUAAAGAAGAGCUGCCCGCACAUUGUGGUGGGCACACCGGGCCGCAUCCUCGCCCUUGUGCGCAACAAGAGCCUCAGUCUCAAGAACAUCAAGCACUUCGUCCUGGAUGAGUGUGACAAGAUGCUGGAGCAGCUGGACAUGAGGCGGGAUGUGCAGGACAUCUUCAGGCUGACCCCACACGAGAAGCAGUGCAUGAUGUUCAGCGCCACGCUCAGCAAAGAGAUCCGGCCCGUCUGCCGCAAGUUCAUGCAAGAUCCGAUGGAAGUGUUUGUGGACGAUGAGACAAAGCUGACUCUGCAUGGCCUGCAGCAGUACUACUGCAAACUGAAGGACAGCGAGAAGAACCGCAAACUCUUCGACCUGCUCGACGUCCUCGAGUUCAACCAGGUGGUGAUCUUUGUGAAGUCGGUACCACGCUGCAUUGCACUCUCUCAGCUAUUAGUGGAGCAGAACUUCCCUGCCAUUGCCAUCCACAGAGGCAUGGCCCAGGAGGAGAGGUUGUCACGAUAUCAGCAGUUUAAGGACUUCCAGAGAAGGAUCCUGGUGGCAACAAACCUUUUUGGCAGGGGGAUGGACAUUGAGCGUGUCAACAUCGUCUUCAACUAUGAUAUGCCUGAGGACUCAGACACGUACCUACACAGGGUGGCUCGGGCGGGUAGGUUUGGGACCAAGGGGUUAGCCAUCACCUUCGUGUCUGAUGAGACAGACGCCAAGACCCUCAACGACGUCCAGGACCGCUUUGAGGUCAACGUAGCUGAGCUACCUGAGGAGAUCGACAUCUCUUCCUAUAUUGAGCAGUCCAGAUGAAAUUUUUCCCAUAAUCCAGGAAUGAUCGUGGUCCAGUUGAUGAUAGAAAAAAGUAAUUCAUUCUUUUUUGGUGACAGUGGUAGAGAAGAUACCUCUGUCUUUUAUUUUGACUCCUGCUCACACAGCCUUGCUUCCCCUUCCUCUUUGUUGAAAUGUGUACCUUGUUUAUUUUUAUUGUGCUCUGGGGGAGUCCUUUUUAAAAUUUCUUUAGCUAAUUGUGGUUGUUAAUUGAUUUGAGUAUUAAAGCAUUUUUUAUACUA